Messenger RNA from Bradysia coprophila, 1751 nucleotides. Its product is annotated as lysosomal phospholipase A and acyltransferase-like. NCBI's taxonomy places the organism in Eukaryota, Metazoa, Arthropoda, Insecta, Diptera, Sciaridae. Gene Ontology annotation, biological process: lipid metabolic process. The record is from RefSeq and is a predicted model, not a curated record.
UUUGUAAAUUGCUCACAUUACUCAGCCUCUAAUCAUCCUGUUAAAAAUGUGUUAUCAUUGACGACACAGUCUAAAACUCAUUCAAAAUUUGACUCCAGUCGCGUUUUUCGCAUCGUGUGUACAGCAUCUAUUGACAAAGUUACAAGAACAGGACACUUUCAUUCAAGUGUUUUGGUAGAUUUUGAUUGAAAAGAAAAGAAGUCGCUCGAUACGCGUCGACCUUGAUUGUUUGAAAUCCAAUUUAUAAUCGAUAUUAUAACGAACGUUGAGUUUUUAGCAUGAAUUGGAACAAAAUCGUAUUUUGUGUUGUUGUGUUCAUUCUGCUAAAUAGAUGUGAUUGCAAUUGGUUAUUUGAAAAAAGUGCAAAACCCUUAUCGCCCGUCAUCUUCGUUCCUGGCGAUGGAGGCAGUCAAAUGGAUGCCAGACUGAACAAACCAUCAGUGGUACAUUACAUCUGCCAGAAGACAUCCGAUUGGUUCAACAUUUGGCUGAAUCUCGAACUGCUCGUUCCGCUCGUAAUCGACUGUUGGAUCGACAACAUUCUCUUGAUCUACGACAACGAAACACGGACGACACACAAUUCGCCGGGAGUGGAAACACGCAUUCCCGGAUGGGGCAACCCGGAAUCAGUCGAAUGGAUCGAUCCGACACACGCCGGAUCGGGAUCGUAUUUCAAAGACAUUGGAAAUGCGUUGGUGGCGAAUGGUUAUGUGCGGAACGUAUCGAUUCGUGGCGCACCGUACGAUUUCAGGAAAGGACCGAAUGAAAACAAGCAGUGGUUCUUGGACUUGAAAGCGCUCGUGGAAGAAACGUUCGAAGCUAACGAUAAAGUUCCUAUAACAUUCAUCGUUCACAGCAUGGGAGCGCCAAUGACGUUAGUGUUCCUCCAGCAACAAGAUAAGUCGUGGAAGAGUAAAUACAUUUCCCAAGUGAUAUCGUUAGCAGGUGCAUGGGCAGGCAGUGUGAAAGCAGUUAAAGUGUUCGCCAUAGGUGACGAUUUAGGGUCGUAUGCACUACGCGGAUCUGUCUUGCGCGCUGAACAGAUUACUAGUCCGUCGUUGUCGUGGCUACUACCUUCAUCAUUGUUCUGGAAACCGGAUGAAGUGUUGGUCCAGACACAGACUAGAGCUUACACAUUAGCUCAACUGGAAGACUUCUUUAUAGAUCUGAAGUACCCGAAUGGUUGGGAAAUGAGAAAGGACACCGUAAAGUACACCGAUUUUACGCCGCCUGGUGUAGAAAUCCACUGUCUGUAUGGUUCCGAUGUUCCCACGGUUGAAAAGCUUCACUACACUAAAUCGGGUGAUCUCGAUGGAUCGCCAACGUUGAUCAAUGGCGAUGGUGACGGAACUGUAAAUGCACGAUCUUUGCAGGCUUGUACCCAGUGGAUUGGAAUGAAAGCACAACUGGGCAAAAAUAUAUCGACACUACAGCUGCCGGGUGUUGAUCACAUGGGCAUAUUGAGUGAUAAUCGUGUUGUACAGUACGUUCUAGGUGUUCUGAUCGGUUGAACGUAUGACUUAGGAAGAGUAGCAGGAUGUUAUGAAAAGACUAAAUAGUUUGCUCUCUAGUGAAAAUGAUAUUUUUGUAGUAAAUGUGUAGAGCGUGGAGAUGCUAGAUUUAAGUUGAAAAGUUUUGAUCUUUUGUUGGUAUGCUUCCGAACAGGUGCAACCUUAGUUAUUCUAUGAACAAUUGCAUAGAAAUGUCUAUGUAUCGGAGAAAAUAUAAGCCUGAUUUUGAACGUUCAUUAA